AUGUCAGGGGAAAAUGAGCGAAAACAAGAGGAUGACGUCGCUGACAACGACCACAUCGAACGAGCAGAGACGACAGCAACAAACGAUGACGCUGUCUUCUCCAAGUUUCCCAAGAUGGACAAGGUCGAUAAGUUUGGAGCUCACGCAAAGACUGAUCCAAGGGAAAUUGCGUUAGUGAAGAAGCUAGAUAAAUACAUUAUACCCAUGUUGUGGCUCAUGUAUCUCUUCAACUACCUUGAUAGAAACGCAAUCGCCAAUGCACGCCUCAAUAACCUUGAAGAAGACCUCGGUCUAGAAGGCACACAGUAUAAUACUUGUGUUUCAAUUCUUUUCGUCGGAUACAUUGCUGGACAAGUCCCAAGUAACAUGCUCAUCAACAGGGUCAGACCAUCAUGGUACAUGGCUGGCUUUUGUCUUGCUUGGUCAGUCGUCAGUCUUGUAACGUUCCUGGCAAAAGACUAUGGGAGUAUGGUAGCCCUUCGCUUUAUUCUUGGAGUAACCGAGGCUCCUUUCUACCCCGGAGCCUUGUUCAUUCUAAGCAUGUUUUACACCCGCAAAGAGUUGGCUGUUCGACUAGCCAUUUUUUACACCGGAAAUAUGGUAGCUAGUUCGUUCGCGGGCCUCAUCGCAGCUGCUGUGUUUGCUGGUCUUGAUCAAAAGCACGGCCUGGCCGGUUGGCAGUGGCUCUUCAUCAUCCAAGGAGCUCUGUCAAUCUGUACAGCCAUACUAGCAUUUAUAUUCUUGCCAGAUCAUCCUUUAACGACACGUUGGUUAUCCGAAGACGAGCGACAACUAGCCUACAACCGCAUCUACACUGACACAACCGACGUCCGCGAGAAAACAAGCGUAUGGGUCGGUCUUCGCGAGUCAGCCUCUGAUUGGCGAACAUGGGCACUAUGUCUCAUGUACAACCUCCAUCUCUCCUCGGUCGGCUUCCAAAACUUCCUCCCGUCAGUGAUGGAGACAUUAGGCUACAACCGAACAAUCACUCUAAUUUUAACAUGCCCGCCUUAUCUCCUAGCCGCUAUCGUCGGUAUAGUCAUGGCAUGGACUUCGGGCCGAUGGAACGAGCGCACCUUGCACAUUACCAUCUGCAAGUGCAUCGUAAUGGUAGGCUUCAUCAUCGCUGUCUCAACGCUCAAUCUUGGCGCCCGGAUGUUUAGCAUUUACCUUUUUGUUGGUUUCAGCUUUGGUAUUAACAAUAUUAUCUUGGCUUGGAUAAGCGCUACUGUGGGACAAACUAGUGAGAAAAAGGCUGUGUCACUGGCGAUUUGCAAUACGUUUGGAAACCUUGCUCAUGUCUACACGGCUUAUUUGUGGCCAUCCUCUCAUGAGCCGAGAUACACUGUGGCUUGGGUUGCGAGUAUUGCUUUUUCGUUGGGUGUUGUUGUUAUUGCUUGGGGCUUAAAGACUCAGUUGAAAAAACAGAACGAGAAGACAAGAAGAGAACAACCAGAGGUCACCAACUUCUAUGUUUACUGA
Messenger RNA from Fusarium graminearum PH-1, 1482 nucleotides. RefSeq lists its product as uncharacterized. The transcript is spliced from 5 exons. Lineage: Eukaryota; Fungi; Ascomycota; Sordariomycetes; Hypocreales; Nectriaceae. Gene Ontology annotation, cellular component: membrane. The record is from RefSeq and is a predicted model, not a curated record. Gene Ontology annotation, molecular function: transmembrane transporter activity. The coding region runs from base 1 to 1482 and encodes 493 amino acids. Gene Ontology annotation, biological process: transmembrane transport.